GGCUGCCCUGACCUGGCCGCUACCUCCCUCCGCGCGCCCCGCCGCCCGGGCCCCUGGGGUGUUCCCCAACCACGGCCCAGCCCCGCCACACCCCCCGCCCCCGGCCUCCGCAGCUCGGCAUGGGCGCGGGGGCGCUCGCCCUGGGCGCCUCCGAGCCCUGCAACCUGUCGUCGGCCGCGCCGCUCCCCGACGGCGCGGCCACGGCGGCGCGACUGCUGGUGCCCGCGUCGCCGUCCGCCUCGCCGCUGACCCCGACCAGCGAGGGCCCCGCGCCGCUGUCGCAGCAGUGGACGGCGGGCAUAGGCCUGCUGAUGGCGCUCAUCGUGCUGCUCAUCGUGGCGGGCAACGUACUGGUGAUCGUGGCCAUCGCCAAGACGCCGCGGCUGCAGACGCUCACCAACCUCUUCAUCAUGUCCCUGGCCAGCGCCGACCUCGUCAUGGGGCUGCUGGUGGUGCCGUUCGGGGCCACCAUCGUCAUGCGGGGCCGCUGGGAGUACGGCUCCUUCUUCUGCGAGCUCUGGACCUCGGUGGAUGUGCUGUGCGUGACGGCCAGCAUCGAGACCCUGUGUGUCAUCGCCCUGGACCGCUACCUCGCCAUCACGUCGCCCUUCCGCUACCAGAGCCUGCUGACCCGCGCGCGGGCGCGGGCCCUGGUGUGCACCGUGUGGGCCAUCUCGGCCCUGGUGUCCUUCCUGCCCAUCCUCAUGCACUGGUGGCGGGCCGAGGGCGACGAGGCGCGCCGCUGCUACAACGACCCCAAGUGCUGCGAUUUCGUCACCAACCGGGCCUACGCCAUCGCCUCGUCCGUCGUGUCCUUCUACGUGCCCCUGUGCAUCAUGGCCUUCGUGUACCUGCGGGUGUUCCGCGAGGCCCAGAAGCAGGUGAAGAAGAUCGACAGCUGCGAGCGCCGCUUCCUCAGCGGCCCGGCGCGGCCCCCCUCGCCCGCGCCCGCGCCCGGCUCCCCGCGCCCCGCGGCCGCCGCCGCCGCCGCCGCCGCCGCCGCCCCGCUGGCCAACGGGCGCAUCAGCAAGCGGCGGCCCUCGCGCCUCGUGGCCCUGCGCGAGCAGAAGGCGCUCAAGACGCUGGGCAUCAUCAUGGGCGUGUUCACGCUCUGCUGGCUGCCCUUCUUCCUGGCCAACGUGGUCAAGGCCUUCCACCGCGACCUGGUGCCCGACCGCCUCUUCGUCUUCUUCAACUGGCUGGGCUACGCCAACUCGGCCUUCAACCCCAUCAUCUACUGCCGCAGCCCCGACUUCCGCAAGGCCUUCCAGCGCCUGCUCUGCUUCGCGCGCCGGGCCGCCCGCGGGGGCCACGCGGCCGCCGGCGACCGGCCGCGCGCCUCCGGCUGCCUGCCGGGGACCCGGCCGCCGCCGUCGCCGGGGGCCGCCUCGGACGACGACGACGACGACGACGACGUCGGGGCCGCGCCGCCCGCGCGCCUGCUGGAGCCCUGGGCCGGCUGCAACGGCGGGGCGGCGGCGGCGGACAGCGACUCGAGCCUGGACGAGCCGGGCCGCCCCGCGGGCGCCUCGGAAUCCAAGGUGUAGGGUCCCGCGUCCGCCGCCCGCGCCCCGGGAGCGAGAACGCCCAGGCGCCCCCACUGGCUUCCCAGGGGAGAGAGAUCCGUGUUUACGCAAGCCCCAGAGCAGGUGAACUCAAAGCCCGCAAACCUGGUCUGAAUCCUCCAAGGCGAACGCAAAAGCCACGGACCGUUGCACAGAAAGGAAAGUUUGGGGAGGGCUGGGAGAGUGGCUUGCAGAUUUGUCUUGGUUCUUUUUUUCUGUGCGUGCUUCGGCCUUCUUUGGUGUGUGCGUGUGAUGCAUCUUCCGUUUGGGGGGGUUGUCUCCCCCCCCCACCCCCCCACCCCCACUUCCAGGUGGUUUUUGACACUUGCUUCGAGGACUGGGUAGUAGAAAGGAGAAGCAGGGAGUCUAUCAACUGGGCUUCUGUCCCAUUCCCGGGAACAGGAGCAGUCAACCGGAGAGAGAAGGGGGAAUGACAGUUGUCAGGACAUGUUCCCUUUGCUUUCCAGAGAAAGUUCCUGUUAAUUCCUGAGUAAUGAUGGUUCCUGUUCUUAAAGCAGAGGGAAAGGAUGGAUGCGAAGGAACGUUUCAAGAAAUUUUAAGCUAUUCUUGGAACAAGCGUCACCUUGCUUUCUGUUUGUAGGGCAAACCUGCAGUCCCCGCGCGCCUCGGUGGUCAGGCUGAGGGGUUUCUACCUCACACUGUGCAAAUUGCACAGCAAGAUAGAAAGACUUGUUUAUAUUAAACAGCUUAUUUAUGUAUCAAUAUUAGUUGGGAGGACCAGGCGCUGAGCCUCUGUGACACGUAACUCUGUCCAUUGAAGACAGGACAGAAAAAGAAAAACAAAAACAA
This is a messenger RNA of Neofelis nebulosa (Clouded leopard), 2375 nucleotides long. RefSeq names its product adrenoceptor beta 1 (gene ADRB1). Gene Ontology annotation, biological process: adenylate cyclase-activating adrenergic receptor signaling pathway; norepinephrine-epinephrine-mediated vasodilation involved in regulation of systemic arterial blood pressure; positive regulation of heart rate by epinephrine-norepinephrine. Gene Ontology annotation, molecular function: beta1-adrenergic receptor activity. NCBI's taxonomy places the organism in Eukaryota, Metazoa, Chordata, Mammalia, Carnivora, Felidae. Gene Ontology annotation, cellular component: membrane. The record is from RefSeq and is a predicted model, not a curated record. The transcript has a single exon. The coding region runs from base 120 to 1547 and encodes 475 amino acids.